Messenger RNA from Phragmites australis (common reed), 1449 nucleotides. RefSeq names its product protein FAR1-RELATED SEQUENCE 5-like. The record is from RefSeq and is a predicted model, not a curated record. NCBI's taxonomy places the organism in Eukaryota, Viridiplantae, Streptophyta, Magnoliopsida, Poales, Poaceae. The coding region runs from base 1 to 1449 and encodes 482 amino acids. The transcript is spliced from 3 exons.
AUGGCUCUGGGCGAGGGGAAGCGCUCCGGUGGCGGCGGCAGGCAGACGCAGCGGCGGGAGGGGAACGGCGUCGGCGACUUCGCCGGCGAAAGCGAAGACCUCGUCGCUGGGCAUGGGGGACGACGGCGAGCGAUGGAAAACGAAGAGGGGCACACGGGGAACUCGAUUGACGGCUCACCUUUGACGGCGCGGCUCGGGAAGGGGGUCGGCGACGGAGAGGCUUCAGCGGCGCUCGGCUCUUCAUCGGGGAUGGGGCUUCGGCGGCGGAAAGGCGACGACGAGUGGCGGGGGAGACUCUACGAAACUGCGAGUACUAGUGAAUCUCAUGAGAGUGGGAGCAACUGUGGUGGAUUCAACAAUGCUGAGGCAAGAAACGUUGCUCUGGAAGAGUUUUGGAAUGUAGCGCAGAUGACGUUUGGAAGCGAAGACGAGUGUUAUAGUUUCUAUAAUAAGUAUGCCAGGGGCAAAGGAUUCAACAUUAGGAAGGAUGUUGUGAGGCGUGAGAAAAAGGUUGGGGACAUAUUCUACAGACGUUAUCUGUGCUGUAAGGAAGGGAGUCGAGAUCCUGAACUAAGUGACAUCAAGAAUCGGAAAAGGAGGGAAAGAGCAAAAAUAAGAUGUGAUUGUCCUGCUCAACUCUGCAUUAGGCUUGACAAGGCCCGUGGUAUUUGGUUUGUUGACAAUUUUGUGGAUGACCAUAACCAUCGUUUGACAUCUCCAGAUGAAACUCCGUUUCUUCGGUCUCAAAGGAAGAUGACGGAAUCUCUGAAAUCUGAAAUUAAACUAAUGGAAUCAAUGGGCAUCCGAAAGCAUGUAAUAAUGGAUAUCUUGGAGUGCAGGUAUGGAGGAUAUGAUAAGGUUGGUAUUAUUAGGAAGGACAUUUACAAUUUCUCAUCUAGGUAUAAGAGGUCAAAAAGUGUGGAUGGUGAUGCAAAUGCUGCUUUAGAGAUCAUGCAGAUCAGGCGGGACAAGGAUCCUGAUUUCUUUUAUGAGUACCAGGUUGAUGCUGAAGGCCGAAUGAAAGAUCUUUUCUGGUGUGAUGCACAGUCGCGCAUGGACUACCAAUCAUUUGGUGAUAUUGUUGUGUUUGAUAGCACAUAUAGGAUUAAUAGGUACAAAAUGCCAUUUGUUCCGUUUGUGGGACUCAACCACCACCGCCAAACUACAAUAUUUGGUUGUGGUAUCAUAGGAGAUGAGCGUGUUGAGUCAUAUAUUUGGUUGCUUGGUGCGUUUUUGAGAGCAAUGUGCCAACAGAAGCCAAAGUCCAUAAUUACUGAUAGUGACAAUUCAAUGAUGAAAGCAAUCCGAUGUGUGCUACCAGUUUGGAACUACCGUGUAUUACAAGGGAGUGGAAAUGACAUGCCUCCAAAUGGGAGAGUUAGAUUGCUUACUAGUUUGUUGCCGAUCAGUAGGUCGUCGCUCUUGGCGAUCAGAACUCGCGAGAGCUAG